Messenger RNA from Petromyzon marinus (sea lamprey), 1163 nucleotides. Lineage: Eukaryota; Metazoa; Chordata; Hyperoartia; Petromyzontiformes; Petromyzontidae. The record is from RefSeq and is a predicted model, not a curated record.
AGACGCGUUGGUGGAUUGACGUGGCUCUCGGGUCGUGAUGAUGCUUCUCUUCCACAGGGGCCGGAGCUGAUCGAGAUGGCCAAGGGCUUGCACGGUUUCAUGGACUGGGAGCGCUGCCUGCUGACCGACAGCGGCGGCUUUCAGAUGGUGUCUCUGGUGGAGCUGGCGGAGGUGACGGAGGAGGGGGUCCGCUUCUCAUCUCCAUACGAUGGCCGCCACAUCCUCCUGACGCCCGAAGCCUCCAUUCACAUUCAGAAUUCCCUGGGCUCUGACAUUAUGAUGCAGCUGGAUGAUGUGGUGAGCAGCACGGUGACUGGGCCACGUGUAGAGGAAGCCAUGUGGAGGUCAGUGCGCUGGUUGGAUCGCUGCAUUGCAGCGAACAAGAACCCAGACUCCCAGAACCUGUUUGCGAUCAUCCAGGGCGGACUUGACCCCGAUCUACGGCUCAAGUGUCUGCAGGAGAUGAGCAAGCGCGACGUGCCAGGCUUCGCCAUCGGGGGCCUGAGCGGCGGAGAGGAGAAGCAGCUGUUCUGGAGAGCAGUGAAGCUGAGCACCGAGCACCUGCCCCGCGACAAGCCCCGAUACCUCAUGGGCGUAGGCUACGCCACGGACCUGGUGGUGUGCGUCGCCCUCGGCUGUGACAUGUUCGACUGCGUAUUCCCCACUAGGACAGCCAGAUUUGGCUCGGCGCUGGUGCCAUCCGGCUCUCUCCAGCUGAAGAAUAAGACGUUCGCCAAAGACUUCGCUCCCAUAGAUGACCAGUGCACUUGCCCCACGUGCAAAAGGUGUUCAAGAGCGUUCCUGCACGCGCUGUUCCGGAGCGACCCCGCGGCGUGCCACCACGUCACGGUGCACAACAUCGCCUACCAGCUGUCGCUGAUGAGCGCCGUGAGGGACAGCAUCGUGGAGCAGCGCUUCCCGGACUUUGUGCGCGGGUUCAUGGCCCGGCGGUACGGCUCACGCGACGCCUACCCACACUGGGCCGUGGACGCGCUGGCAUCCGUCAACAUCGUCCUCCCAUGAGGCGCGCUCUGUACGCAUGCUCGUGGGCGAUUUCAGCAAUGUAUUUUCACUGCCAGAUCUUGUCUGAUGGCGCGCGCCUCGACACACAGCCCGUUUCUAAACGUGCAGCGCGUUUUCGUUCCCACGCGUGUCUGUGUAGC